Monomorium pharaonis (pharaoh ant) is the source of this 1152-nucleotide messenger RNA. RefSeq names its product eukaryotic translation initiation factor 4E-binding protein 2 (gene Thor). NCBI's taxonomy places the organism in Eukaryota, Metazoa, Arthropoda, Insecta, Hymenoptera, Formicidae. Gene Ontology annotation, cellular component: cytoplasm. Gene Ontology annotation, biological process: negative regulation of translational initiation. Gene Ontology annotation, molecular function: eukaryotic initiation factor 4E binding. The record is from RefSeq and is a predicted model, not a curated record. The transcript has 3 exons. The coding region runs from base 393 to 743 and encodes 116 amino acids.
ACUUCGCCGUCCGUCUUAUAGGUUAUGUCGCGCUGACGGCACCCAGCGAAGUCUCGCAAUCUCGUACCGUUGAAAUUCGCGCGUGAAUCAGUCCCAGUCCGCGACUCCGGUAUAAGCCUGAGGUCGAACCGGCGUUCGUAGAGAAUCUUGCGACGCCACGUCCUCCUUCCCCAUUAGAGGAGUCGCGUUGCACACCCUCGAGGACCUCGCUUACUGCGCAACGGGCGCCGCUUAUCGCUAGCAACAACGCCGGAGUCGAGAGAACUCGCCUUUGUUUUCCUCGCCGGUGGACGUGACCGUGACGCAAAGAAGAGAAGGGGGGGGAGAAAGAGAGAGAGAGAGAAAAAAAGUUCACGUUCAAAUCAACUGCGACACGUAAACUGUGAGACGAGAUGUCGGCAUCUCCCAUCGCCAGACAGGCCACCCAGAGCCAGAAUAUACCAUCCAAGAGGAUCGUCAUCCACGAUCCGAACCAGCUACCGGCCGACUAUUCGUCUACCCCCGGGGGCACGCUCUACUCCACGACGCCGGGAGGUACUCGCAUUGUAUACGAACGUGCAUUUCUGAUGAAUCUGCGGAACUCGCCGAUAUCGCGAACACCACCGCGAAAUACGCUUACCAUACCGUCGGAAUUGCUGAAGGGCAACUCGCCGGCCAUCACGAAGGAUCCCACCAAAAAUAUUAAUACUAAAGAGUCUCUGGUGAUUGAGGAAUCUGCGGAGCAAUUCGAAAUGGAUAUGUGAAGCAAAUACAGCGUACCAUCAAUUAAAAUGUGUUCGUGGCCAUGUUCGAGAGUAUUGUCGAUCUGUCCUACGACAAUCGCAUGAAGUAUCAUGGCUGACACACUUUUGUGCCUUUAACAGUGGUCUUAUUAUGAAUCUUUAAGAGAUUUUCUCCUUGACAGAAGACCAUAUCUUAUUCAUUAUGUAUUGUAUAUAAAUCAUUUAAUUCUCGACGCUAGUUCUUAAUCAGCGUGAUACGUAUAUUUGCACAUAAAGAACGGCCGUGUCAAUGUAAAGGUGCUUAUGUCCGGCGCGACAUUAGCGAUCUGUUAUACUGUCUUCCGUUUAAAAAUGGCCAAUGCAAUGCUUUGUAACAUGUUUCGUAAGGAACUUGUAUCUGUGAAUAAAUGAUACAUAUGUUUUAUACAUA